Molecule: messenger RNA, 2528 nt
Organism: Etheostoma spectabile (orangethroat darter)
Lineage: Eukaryota; Metazoa; Chordata; Actinopteri; Perciformes; Percidae
Gene: lamp2
Product: lysosomal-associated membrane protein 2
Exons: 9
Coding region: 151-1401 (416 amino acids)
Biological process (GO): establishment of protein localization to organelle
Cellular component (GO): plasma membrane; late endosome membrane; lysosomal membrane
Source: RefSeq, a predicted model, not a curated record
GAAGCUCGAGUCCACACCUUCUGCUUUGAGAUCUGUCAUAUGACUUCCAUUUCCUGGUACUGUCGGCGUCAUCCCAAACACCGCUGACUGAGCGUCCCUGUCGUUUUCUUCAGCUUUUCUCCGGUGGACACUUUAAAAUCCUGGGCGAUCAUGUAUCGAUAUGCUACAUUUGUUUUAUUCCUCACCCUUGGAAUUGCGUUCCAGGUGUCGCAUGGCACUGAAGUGAAUGUCACAGACAAAGACAACCAGUUAUGCCUCUUUGCCAAUCUCAUGGUCAACUUCUCAGUUUCUUAUGAAGUAGCUGAAAAUAAGAGCACAACAGUCGAGUUUGAACUUCCUGCUAAAGUCACAACAGAGGAAAGUACAUGUGAUGCCACAAGCUCAACGUUGAAGCUUAAUUUUGGAGAAGGUCAUUCCUGGAGUGUGAACUUCACCAACAAUGGAAAAAUGUACCAGGCAGACACCAUCAUCUUUUCCUACAACCUCAGUGACAUAAACGUCUUCCCUCAUUCUGUAUUAAAUGAAACCAAAACUGUUGUCGUGAAGCCUCACAUAACAGAUAUAGGCGUGAACACCUGCUACUCAUGCAAGAGUAAAGACGUGAUUGAAGCUGAUGUGGUCAAUCAGACGCUGUGGAACGUGCUCAUACAAGCUUUUGUCAGUAACAACAGCAUAAGUGAAAACGUUACUUCUUGUGCUGCUGAUACACCCACAACUCCUGCUGCCCCCACCACUCCUACCACCAGUACUACCACUGCAGCUCCGGUCACAAACUCCACUUCCACUGCCCCUCCUCCCACAACCACCCCGACCCCUACUCUCCCCACACCCAACACUGGGAAGUACAGCAUCAAGCGUGAUGAAAACAGCACAGCCUGUCUGAUAGCCAACAUUGGCCUUCGGAUUGGUUUCAAGCAAGAAGAGAUGAACAUUGAUCCUAACGGGACCAAAGUCUCUGGAUCAUGUGGAGUCAACAGCAGUGAGCUAAUACUGACGUCCAACAUAAUAACCAUCGUGCUCACUUUCACCAAUGACACAAAGAAAUUCCGCCUGCAUGCUCUGAACGUCACCGGAAAGACAAGCUCUGGUGUGUUGUUUUCUGAAGCAAACAGCAACUUGAGUCUGUGGGAGGCAGCUGUCGGCACCUCUUACAUGUGUAACAAGGAGCAGAACUACACCAUCACCAGCCCACUCACCCUCUACACCUUCGACCUUCAAGUACAGCCAUUUGGAGUCAAGAAUGGUGCUUUCAGCACAGCUGAGGAAUGCUUCCUGGACUCUGAUUUGAGCUUUUUGGUGCCCAUUGCAGUGGGCGUGGCUCUCAGCUUCCUAAUCAUCCUUGUGCUUAUCUCUUACCUGAUUGGCCGGAGGAAGAGUCGUACUGGCUACCAGUCUGUAUAAUCCAACCCAGCUGCUUCUGCCUCUUGCACCCUUUCAACCCUCGCAGCUCUUAAAAACACUCCCUGCCCGUGAGUGCAUCGAAAGCAUCCCAAAUUUCCCGCUCGUUUCUGUUUGCCUAAAAAUAACCUUUGGCUUAUUUCUCGUACAAAGUUUAAAAAUUGAUCCCAGCAACCACCCCCAAAGGUUUUCAUUGUUUUUGCUUUGAUGCCAAUGACUGAACCAAGUACCAAAACAUUUACGAUCAUUAUUGCAUUGUUUGAUUGUAGAUUGCAUGUUUUGAAUAAAUUAAAUUUAUGGCUGUGAUUAGCCGUCCACCUCCUCCCCCAGAGAGACCUUGCUCCUGCCGCCACAGAGAGACUUUUCCCCCCCUCUCGGUUUCCGUGCUGUAUAAUAGCGUAUGUGUAAAUUACUCUCUUGUAUAGAAUGAAUGACAUUCAUUUUUGAUGACGUGAAUGUAAAGAGCAAGCUCCACUGUUGUCAUUCACAUCCCAAACGCCAAUGUUUUCCCAUCCUUUUAACCUUUUAUGUAACAUAAAUGAACACCUAAAUGAAACACUACCUGCUGCACGUAGUCAUUUGAUGAAAGGGACACUAACUAAGACACUUUACCAGAAUUGGGACCAGUUUAUUUUUGUUUUUUGGGAGAUGUGUAAUGUUUUAAGUUUCUGUCACUCGUGUUAGGAUGAUUUCUUUUCUUUUAAUGUACACUUCUUCAAGAUUUACAGUUGAGCAUUUGGGGAAUUCAUUAUAGUGUUCUUCCGUCAUAAUCCUAUAUUAAUUCAAAAGGUUAACAAACGACUAUUUUGGUGACCUGGUUUAAAUUUUAACCUACAUUGGUCACAGGGAUUAAACUACGUUGGAUGUACAUUAUGUUCCCUCCAUGAGAUAGUACAGUAACAUUAACAGCAUGCGCAGUAAGAAGACCAUGAGUAAUAUUAAAGUCACACAAUUUCAUUUAUACAACCCUCAGUUUCGAUCACUCCCCUCCGACAGUUUCGUGCCUUUCUGUUGUGCACCUCUGAGUUGCUAAAUUGAAGCUUGUCUCCAUCUGAUGAAGAAUGUGAUAUGAUGAGCUUGUUUAACACAAGUGGGGAACAAAUUAAAUAAAGUUUAGUUCUUGUUAUGUA